CUCAUCCCCCCGGCUCGGCCGCAGUGGUAGCGCCCGGCGGCGGUUACAGGAGCGCGGCGGAGCGGUUACGUUACUGUGUAAAAAUGAUCAUCCCGGUCAGAUGUUUCACAUGUGGCAAAAUAGUUGGAAACAAAUGGGAAGCCUAUCUUGGCCUUCUGCAAGCAGAGUAUACAGAAGGAGAUGCUCUGGAUGCCCUUGGUUUGAAGAGAUACUGCUGUCGCAGAAUGCUCCUAGCCCAUGUGGAUCUGAUUGAGAAGCUUUUGAAUUAUGCUCCUUUGGAGAAAUGAGAUGAAAAAGAUGUAUUGCAAGAUGUGCAGAUCAUAUCCCUAAUACUAAGCUUGAAAUUGGACUUCAGGGGUUAAAGGAUGCAAGCCUUUAAAUGUACUGCAACCAUUCAGAGUUUUUUAUUUUCUGAACAAAACACUGCCUCCAUCCACUAACUUCUUUCAGAGAAACCAAUGAAAUAUGAAGCCCAUUUAAUCAAGAAUUGGAGAUUAAGUUAAUGUUUAGAUGCUUCUGCUGGCAAAAGUAAAGCUUUAUUUUAUAAAAUAUAGUAAACUUGUGUAUGAAAAAUGCUAAAAUAAAGGAGGUCUUUCUCUGUAGUCUCCCUACA
This is a messenger RNA of Rhea pennata, 613 nucleotides long. RefSeq names its product RNA polymerase II, I and III subunit L (gene POLR2L). The transcript has 3 exons. Bases 84 to 287 code for a protein of 67 amino acids. NCBI's taxonomy places the organism in Eukaryota, Metazoa, Chordata, Aves, Rheiformes, Rheidae. Gene Ontology annotation, molecular function: DNA binding; zinc ion binding. Gene Ontology annotation, biological process: transcription by RNA polymerase I; transcription by RNA polymerase II; tRNA transcription by RNA polymerase III. Gene Ontology annotation, cellular component: RNA polymerase II, core complex; RNA polymerase I complex; RNA polymerase III complex. The record is from RefSeq and is a predicted model, not a curated record.